This is a messenger RNA of Pocillopora verrucosa, 3547 nucleotides long. RefSeq lists its product as uncharacterized. The record is from RefSeq and is a predicted model, not a curated record. NCBI's taxonomy places the organism in Eukaryota, Metazoa, Cnidaria, Anthozoa, Scleractinia, Pocilloporidae. Gene Ontology annotation, molecular function: protein binding.
CAAUAUGGCGGCCCACUGCAGCCAAGAUGAACAAAAACAGAUUAUGAGGCAGCGGCUGUUAGAACUUGAAAGAAAACAUGCGAAGGCCUUGAGAAAACUUAAGAGAGCUGAGAUUACAAAGCAAAGGCGGCAAACCUUUGGUGGUUUCACAGUCCAAGAGGAGACCACAUACGGUGAUGCUCAAAACAGAUCCAGUAUUUUACUUUCUCGUGAAUCAUUUUCUCCCGGAGACGCAAAUUCAAGUUCCCUUUCAGCUUACAAGAAAGGAGUCUGUAAAACUGUGACAUUUAGGGAUGUUGUAGAGACUCAUCAGCAACCACUUUGUGAGAGGAAAUUAGAAAAUAAAAAUGAGAUAGAUGUGGCUUCCAGUGGAACGUCCAAACAAAGAUCUGCCCUUGUGGAAUCGUGCAAACAAAAUGAGAAUGUCAGUAAAAUAGCACAGAUUUGUGUUGGGAACAACAAUAUUCAUGGUUUUGAAACAGACAAUGUGUGGGUCACAUCAUGCAAUGAUGAUAUUGCAUUAUGUGACAAUGCAGUGCUUCCUGAAAACAGUACAGUAAUAUCAGAGCACAAAGAUUUUUCCAAGAGUGAGGUUGACCAAGGCCAAACUUUAAGAAAUGCUGCUUGUUCUUGUGGAAAUGAGGAUGUACAAAUUCCUUCAAGGAACAAUGAAAACAGUGAAUCAACAAAUGUAAUUUAUUUUGAUAAUUGUGGAAAAGAAAUGACUGCAGCCUCUGAAGUAGUUGAACCUCUAAGUAUAGGAACUGUAUCAGUUUUUAAUUCAGAUGCCCUUAACAAUGAAGGCAUACAGGAAUGUUUGGCUAAAGGUGAAGCUUCUGAAAAAGCAGCUGAGGCACCUGAAAAGAAAAAUAGUAUUAGCUGCUCCACUGUUCAUGAAAAUGGAAGUUCAUCUUUAGAAAGCAGGCAUUGGAUGCAUCUAUUUGAAGAAGAGUUUCCAAGGAGAUCUCCAAGACUACAUUCCACACCCUGCUUUGGAAAGCAAUCACUUGUUUCCAAGGAUUGUUAUUCUACACAAUCAAAGAAAACAAAAUCAUACAGAUCAAAACAGUCUAGUCCAAAAAAAGGAAUCAAUUCACAAAGCAAAAGUAAAACCAUGAAAUGCAGUGCAGAACAAUCAUCAGUUACUUUGAAAGACAAUUCACACGAACAAAGUUUGUCCAAGGGUUUUGUGUUCCCAAGACCCUCCUUAGAUAAGGCAAAACCUGGUGGUCCUCUGGGUAUCAUUGUAGACUUUUCUUUGCCUGAUAAAGAGUUUGCAAAGUUGAAACUUGCAAAAAUCAAAGCUGCUUUGCCAGCUGAGAGGAUCAGCGGAGAAGUAAAUAACAAAAGUAUUGUAAAGGUGAAAGAACAUGACACUAUGCCAAAGAGAGAGAAGGCUUUACAGGAGUUGAGUGGUGGUGAAAUCAAAGAAGACUGUUCUCACAAUUUUAUUAAUUCAUCAAUAGUAUCUUCAAUGCAAUUUGAUAGCACAAGUAAACCUGAUGAAUUGGAAAGUGUCUCUAUUACAGACACCUCAGACAGAAAGAGUAUCAAUCAAGCGCCACAAUUCAUUUCCACAUCUGGAAACUUAGAGAGUCAAAAAAAUUCAGAGCAUUGUGUAAAUCAGUUCCCAUCAAGUCCAAAACACCAAUAUGAUCUUCAGUUGAAACAUGAGCAAAUGAAUAAUAGUGAAGUAGACUUCUCUCCAAGGGAAACAUUGCAAGAAAAUCCUAUAAUAGGUGUAAAGCCUUGUUUACCUUAUCAGGUAGAUGAAAAGUCAGUCAGUGAAGUAAACAUUGGGGAAGAAACAUGCAGUAUUACACACUCAACUUGUGAUAUUCCUCUUAAGGAUGGUGUUGAUGAUAAAAUUGAUGUUGUAAGUGACAGCGGUGAUGAAAACAACAAAGAGAUUAUGGAUACCUCAGACCUUGAUGAUGGAGCAUUGGAUAAAAAUUUUCCACAUCAGUGUGGUCAUGAGGGACCAAAAUUAUGUAAAGAAAUUUCCAAUGAUAGGCAGCCUAAAUUUGCUUCCAAUUCUCCUGAAAAAGAUGGUGUGAAGGAAACUAAAGCUAGAAAAGUUUCAUGUGAAGCUGAUUCAGUCAUUUACAGAAGUCAACUAAGUUUACUUCAUUUAGAAGAACAAAUAUUAAGUCCAUCAUGUCCUGAACCUAGUGUUGGUGAACAAGCUACUCCUCAUGGAAAAAUGACUGAGCCUUUAGAGAGCUCACAGUCAUCCUGUUUAAGAUCACCAGAGGAUCAAUCAGAACUGACUCCCAUGCUGAUGAUGGCCUGCUUACAGCAUCAUAUGGAGGGUGAAUGCAAUGUUGUCAGGUCUGUUUCUCUGUCAUCAUAUGAGCCAGCAAGUGGGAAAGAUGUAACAGUACCAAAGAUGAAGAGAGAUGUUCUGGCAGUUUGUCUGGCUCAUUUAAUCGUCAUCUGGACAGUUGUACCUGGAUUGCAAUGGAAUGUACUUUACAAAUGGAGUCUUCCUUCUAAUGGAGGGGAGGAGUUUGUGAGUGUUCAAGUUGUGCCAAGGAAUUCUCAUGUUGUCCUUUUGGUUGGAGGGAAUUUCUGUGGAGGCAAUGGGAGAAUUCUUGGUUACUCAGAUGAUGGAGACUAUUCUUUGGAUUUGAAACAUGAUGACACUUUGAGUAACAAGCACAAAUUUUCAACCAUGUGCUUACUGUCUGAUUCAUGGGAAAAGGAGAAUACCAAGGACAUUGAGUUUGUUAUCGCAAACAGGGAAUCUUCUGAAGUAGCCUUGACAAAGUGGACGCUGGAUAGUUUCUGCUUGGUAAUUAAACAAAGGCAGUAUUUUACUCCAAUAAUCACUGAAAGUGAACUUUCAUCAAUCCAAUCCGUUGAAGGUAGUCACUGCCUUCUCUUGGGCACAACGCAGGAUCAACUCUUACUGUGGAAUCACAAGACAUGCCAGGAGUUACGAACCAUAAGUCUCCGUACCCAAGGUCUUGGUCAGUUGUUUUGCCUUAAAGCGUCUACUGAAAGGGGGCUUCUUUUUCUUAUGAUGGCUGGUCGAUCAGGAAAGGAAAUUCAAUGUGGAGAAAGAAAUUAUUCUUGUUUGUUACUUGCUUUGAAUCCAAAAACAUCCCAAAUGGUAUGCCUGGAACGCUUUUUUCCAAUAGAUGGGUUCCACACGAUAGGCACUAACGGUCAGUAUAUCGCAGCAGGAGGUCAGGCCACAGGUGAGGUGAACCUGUGGAACAUCACCAAAAGUCGAAGGCUUGCUUCGAUGAAAGUGUUUCAAGAUAAAGUGAGCAGUGUUGGAUUUCAUCGGGACUGGCCUGUUGUAGCCUUUGGUAGUGCCAGUGGCUGUGUUCAUUUGUUCUCUAUUGGUUGAAGACAAGCUGGCUACUCUCCUGAAAACUCGAAAAACUGAACCGAAUUGCAAAUAUGUUUGGAAGUUAUUUUGGGUAUCAAAAUAUUGGUUCUGACACCACUUUACUUCUACUGAAUUGACAUACAUUUGAUAAAAUGUAAAACUGCCAAGUUUAUUAGAAAUGUGAAGGAGAUAGGCCAUACAUUAGUU